UGCCUUCUUAUUAAUACAGACUUUUCAGAUGCUUGUGUAAAAGCAGUAUUUAGACUGUUGUUCGUUAUUCAGGUCAACUAUAGAGAUAACAGGUCAAGAAGAGCACUUGAAAAAGUUGUUAAGACACUUGCAGAAAAACAUGGAACGUCUGCUGUCAAGUAUUUUUGUGCUGCAUUCUCUGGUUUGGAAARUUACAUCAAAAAGUGCUAUCACAGUCCCAGUACUAGUGGUGGUUUUCUAGUGCCGUUCAAGUGGUCUUGUAUACUGGUAUCAAAUGUUUACAGUCAAGACAAAAAGUGUCAAGGGACAGAAUGGCUGAAGCUUGUACAGUGUCAGUCAUUGGCAGUGUAUGGCGUACUGUGUGCUGGUAAUGGGAUUGUUUGUAGUAUAGUCACCAACAAGCUGCAGGCAAUAUGGAAAAAGAUUCCUGGUAUUCCUGGCCAAUAUGCAAAGGCAAUAAGUGAAUUUGAACCAUCUGAGUAUUCUCUGUGUUUGGCUGGGUUAUUGUUUACACAUUGUUCAAAGAGUAAGGUGGACUAUCCUGCUAUUGCCAAGUAUAAGAAACCAUUGAUUGAUGUUUAUAUCAAGAAUGUUCUUAUGAGUAAAACCAAGCUAAUUACACCAAUAUUGAAACAAUGUUCAGAGUUCCUGUGUCACUUGAACCGUGAAGAUUUCAGCGAGUUAAUCUUGCCAGCAUUGUUGAAGUCUUUACUGAGAAGUCCUGAAGUCAUUUUGGAAUGCACAACUUAUUUAAUUUCGUCUCUGUCUAUUGAUUUAUCUAAAUUUGCUGUGAACAUUUGCAAGAACAUAUCAGGUCAGUUCAAAGCCAAGGAAGAAAUCCACAGACAACAAGCCCUGUCUGUUCUUCAACAACUAGCUGAUCAUUGUAGUGAUCCCAAUGAAGUCAGUGAUCUCCUAAACUACCUUUUUGGUGUCCUGUCAGGUUCUGAGGGAAAGCUAACAGUCUGGAAUGAUAGAGUGACAAUAAUUGAGGCUAUCGGUAAACUGGAAGGGAACUCCAUUGGUAACAGCUCAUCAAUGGAAGGACUUGUUAAGACUGUCAUUGUUAAGAUGGUGCCUUAUAUCCAACAAGAAGUCCAGGAGACUGUUGUUGUAUCAGGAUUAUCUGUCAUGACUCUGUGGUGUAAACAUAUCACUUCYGAAGUCCCCAAACAACUAUUAGAAGCAUUCAAGAAAGGAAUGAGUAACAARGUUUCCACUGCUGUAGUUCAAAGUGGUUUUAUUCAAUGUAUGGGAGCUAUAGAUCGUGCAGUUAGCCAACCACAUCAGACAGCCAUAGUAACAGCAGGGAUCAUGGCUGCAUCAAUCCUUGUCAGGCUUUCUUUGGCUGACAUUAAAGCUGAGUCUAAGCUUGGUUCAUUCUGGACUUCUUUUCUUGAUAGCAAGAAAACUGUGUUUGUUGCUGAAAAGUAUCUUAUGUCUGCCUCACCAGAGGCUCUACAGGCCUUGCUAUGUACAAUUGAAACUUUAUUCAUCAAUCACUCUCAUCGUUUGAACACAACCAAUAGCCAGCCAUGGUAUCAUGCAAUCCUGUUCUUGUUAACAACCAAAAACCACAAGCUAUAUCAAGAAACCAAGGUGUUUCUACACAAACUAUGUGUGUCUUCUGGUCAAGGGUCUUUUGCUCACCAGUCAGCKCUUUUCUCAGAAUUUUCAUCCCUUCUGCUACAACAACAGGCAAUGAUAAAGACCAAAGCAGCAAUGAAUGGUGAUGUUAAYGGCAUCGAUGAUUCAAGUAAUGCAUGUAUUUCUGCCAARAUCAUGUGCAAUGUUCUCCARACACUUGCAUUGAUGYCUUAUAAAAGUGAUGGCAGCCUUGACGAAUCCAGUCGCGAAAGCAUUGCACUCGCAAUUWUGCCUUACUGUCACCAYCCACUUUUAGUGUCAUACAAGAAAGAUUUCUGGGUAGAAAUAGUGUCAAAAUUGAAAUUGGACACACAAUCGUUUGUACAGACGUAUGAMAGUCARAUUAUGGACAUGAUAGUUAACAAACAAGCAAACAAUGAGAUUCCUCAGAACAUUGUAUCAACUUUAGCCAUUGUUUCACCAUYGUCACUACCCAACAUCAUAACACAUUUGAUGACAAGUUURGGUGAYGAUAGGUUUGUUCAAGUGACGAUGGAUGAUGUUGGUGUCAUGGAAACCCCUGAAGGUCAGAUCUAUAACAAGAAAGUCUUAGAAAGCUUGAAGCAGUCAGAAAAGACAAAAUUUCAAAAUGUGAAGAAAGAAUCCAAGGCAUAUUCCUACGAAGACCAGAAGUGGGUCAUGGAAUUUGAAAAGGAACGACUGGAGAAAAAGAAAGCAUCUGGUCUUCUGUCUUUUAGAGAYGAAUUGAGUGAGAAAGAUAAAGAAGUAUAUGAUAAUCAACUGAUUGCUGAGGCUGAAAUCAGAAAGAAAACCCAGCAGAUAAAGGGAGAGCUGUCCAAUCUGGUGGUGUUAUUGCUCAAAGCRACAGAGUCUAACCAGACAGCCAUGGGAAAGUUCAUUCCAUCAAUGCURCCAGUUCUUUUAUCUUUACUCAAAUCACCUCUAGCUGCUCCUCUGGUUGUUCCUGUMAUUCUUGCCUUGAGGAAGUGUGCCUUUGAAGAGAAGAAAAACAGUUUUGGAAUGGUUGUCACACAAGCGACAUUACGUCUUUUACAGCCACAAUGUAAACUUGAUGGCAARUGGUGUCAAGAAGAUCUCCAGUCAGCAGUGACGCGGGCUGUGGAUGGCUUGCAUUCUUUAACCGCACCCACUGACGAUAGUGGGGCACACCCUCUCUCUGCCCCUAGUUUUGCCUACUGCUUCCCUCUKCUGAACUCUGUUCUGAGAGCUGGUGGUGCUGCAGUCAAGAAGAAUGAUGACCUGAGGCUUAAAGYUCUACAGAUUGUGUCUCAUCAUUGUCAGUUAAGAAGUCAAUCGGAUGAUGAAGARUCUGAUGAGAGUGGUCCAGAAUUGCUCCCGAGAACUGCAAUGUUUACACUUCUUACAGAGAUCAUUUCAACAAGCUCUGAUAGUAUCAAAGGAUCAAGACUCCAGCAACUGGCCUCGUUAUGUCUUGUGGAACUCUGCAAGUCAAUAAGCGGAGAAGAAGGUUGUUCUGUGGCUGAACAAGAAGAACUUGAAGUUCUUUUGAAAGGCCUGGAGUCGCCAUCUACAGUUUUAAGAUUUUCUGUCUUAAAAGGUCUUACAAACAUGACAUUUAUACCGCCACCAGUUAUGAACGAACUCGGUCGAGUCAUUUCCGAUCCAUAUGUUGAUCCUUACUUUGCAAGAUCAGGAAUYGCUCAGGCAUUGGGUAAACUAUCGCCGUGUCUUGAUGAAGAUCAGGUAUUACAAACUUCGCAUCAGACAGUGCAGCAGGCUGUUGCCAAUUGUCUUCCUCCAUUAGUUCCUGCCAUAAAGGCUGAAGCACCUGAGUACGUGGAAAAACUACUUCACCAGCUAUUGGAGUCCAGUGUCUAUGGUGAGCGUCGAGGAGCCGCAUAUGGACUUGCAGGAAUGGUAAAGGGACUCGGGAUUUUGCAUCUAAAACAGCUUAAUAUCAUGAACAGACUGCAAGAUGCCAUUCAGAACAAGAAGGUCUACAGGCAUCGGGAAGGUGCGCUGUUUGCGUUUGAGAUGUUGUGUACAAUGCUUGGCAGGCUGUUCGAGCCUUACGUUGUCCAUCUACUUCCUCAUCUUCUGCUGUGCUUUGGGGACGGGAAUCAAUAUGUUAGAGAAGCUACAGAUGACACUGCUCGUGCUGUCAUGAAGCAUCUUAGUGCCCACGGUGUCAAGCUUGUUCUGCCAUCUUUACUUGCAGCCCUUAACGAAGACUCGUGGAGAACCAAGUCAGGCAGUGUAGAGUUACUUGGAGCCAUGGCAUACUGUGCGCCAAAGCAGCUGUCCUCAUGUCUUCCAAGUAUUGUUCCCCAAUUAUGUAAAGUCCUCACUGACUCUCACUUGAAGGUCCAAAACUCUGGUGCUCAGGCCCUCAAACAAAUUGGCUCGGUCAUCAGGAAUCCCGAGAUUCAAGCUAUCUCAUCGGUGCUACUUGAAGCGUUAAUGGACCCUUCCACYAAGACGGCGCCAUGUCUACAAGUCUUGUUACAGACGUCGUUUGUGCACUUCAUUGAUGCUCCUUCUCUCGCUCUUAUAAUGCCCGUCUUACAGCGCGCAUUAAGCGAACGAUCAACAGAAACAAAGAAAAUGGCUUCACAGAUUAUUGGCAAUAUGUAUGCACUCACUGACGCCAAGGAUUUAUUGCCAUAUUUAUCUUCUGUUGUUCCUGGUCUUAAACAGUCUCUUCUGGAUCCUGUACCAGAGGUACGCGCUGUAUCAGCCCGUGCUUUAGGUGCGCUGGUCAAGGGAAUGGGAGAAGACCAUUUUGAAGAYUUGUUGCCAUGGUUAAUGGAGACACUGACGUCAGAGAACAGUAGCGUAGACAGAUCUGGUGCUGCUCAAGGUCUUAGUGAAGUGUUAUGUGGUCUUGGUAAAGAACGUCUUGAGAAACUAAUGCCAGAAGUAAUCUCAACCACUGAGAAAAGUGAAUUGGCACCACAUGUGCGCGAGGGCUACCUCAUGCUGUAUAUUUACUUACCUACGACAUUCAAAGAAGACUUUACUCCAUAUGUUGGACCAAUUCUGCCGUCCAUUCUGCAGGGACUUGCAGACGAAGUAGAGUUUGUUCGUGAUACAUCGUUGCGUGCUGGACAGCGUGUUGUUAACGUGUAUGCCGAGACUGCCAUUGAGCUGUUCCUACCAGAGCUUGAGAAUGGCCUAUUUGAUGACAACUGGCGUAUUCGACACAGUUCAAUUCAGCUUCUCGGUGAUCUGUUGUACAAAAUAUCAGGUGUUACUGGGAAGAUGAGCACAGAGGGUGAUGAGGACGACAACUUUGGAACGUCUGUAUCUAACCAGAAAAUCAUCGAUGCCCUUGGUAGUGAACGGCGUAAUCGCGUGUUGGCGGGUCUUUACAUGGGUCGUUCUGACGUGUCUCUUAUGGUCAGACAAGCUGCUCUCCAUGUAUGGAAAGUCAUUGUGCCGAACACACCCCGAGUGCUUCGCGAAAUCCUCUCGACAUUGUUCUCGUUGUUGCUCGGGUGCCUAGCGAGCAAGAGUUUUGACAAACGACAGGUUGCAGCCAGGACACUAGGGGAUCUAGUACGUAAACUAGGUGAGCGAGUUCUACCUGAAAUCAUCCCGAUCCUCGAGAAUGGUUUAARCAGCGAUAAAAGCAAUGAACGUCAAGGUGUCUGUGUUGGUUUAAGCGAGAUAAUCAGCUCUACAAGCAGAGACCAAGUGAUACAAUACGUUGACUCGGUAGUUCCCACAGUGCGCCGCGCACUAUGUGAUGAAUUGUCAGAUGUACGAAAGGCUGCCGCUAAAACCUUUGAUAAUCUAUAUUCUACUAUUGGAGUGAAGGCCCUGGACGAUAUCCUACCUGAUCUGUUGAACAAAAUGGACGACUCGUCUUUGAGUGAAUAUGCUUUAGAUGGACUGAGGCAAGUGAUGCAGGUUAACAGCCGUGUGGUAUUGCCUUUCCUUGUACCAAAGUUGAUCGCCCCUCCAGUCAACUCCCGUGCGUUGGCAAUCUUAUCAUCUGUUGCCGGCGAAGCGUUAACCAAUCACUUGUCCAAGAUUCUUCCAGCCCUGCUGAACGCCAUGCAGAUGUCGGCCGGCGGUGACACUGAACAACAGGAACUCGACGCCGCCAAGAAACUGGUUCUGUCAGUAGAAAGCGACGCAGGAGUAAAAACAGUUAUUGAAGAACUUAUUGAGGUCACAAAACAUCAAAAACCAGGCAUGAGAAAGGCUGCCAUUAUCCUGUURCAUACAUUCUGUAACGAGACCAGAGCAGAUUACUCGGACUUCAUCCAWCAAUUGUUUCGUUAUGUGAUUCAUUUACUCAACGAUGAUGAUGUGGAUGUAGUGGUGAAACUAGAUGCCAGUGAUCAAGUCCAAUACAUCGCUCCAUUACGACAAGCAAUUAAAUACGUACAAGAAGAAGUCCGAAAUGGCGAACUUCCAGGUUUCUGCCUGCCUCAAAAGGGUAUCAAGUGUAUUCUGCCAGUAUUCAGGGAAGGAAUCCUAAAUGGAACUCCUGACCUCAAAGAACAAGCUGCUAAUGGCCUUGGUGAGGUGAUAAACUUGACGAGUGCUGCAGCUCUCAAGCCGUCAGUCGUCCACAUCACUGGUCCUCUUAUUCGUAUCCUUGGUGAUCGCUUUAGUUGGAAUGUUAAGGUGGCUGURCUGGAAACUUUAGGGCUGUUGCUAGGCAAGGUUGGUGCGCUGUUGAAGCCRUUCUUACCUCAGCUACAGACAACGUUCGUCAAGGCUCUCAAUGAUCCCAAUAAAACUGUCCGCCUCAAGGCAGCUAGUGCGUUACAUAAGCUUGUCACGCUACACACACGUGUUGACCCUCUCUUCACCGAACUACAAAAUGGCGUGAAAAACAAUGAAGAUUUUGCCAUUAAGGAAACGCUGUUGCAAGCRUUACGAGGAGUGAUUUCUGGCGCAGGAAUGAAAAUGGGCGAAGGAGUACGAAAAACUUUAACAACGACACUGGUGACGUUACUGGGGCACGGAGAGAAUAACAUUCGUGUAGCUACGGGAAUCUGCAUCGGAUCAUUGGCUCUUGUGCUGCCYGAUGAAGAGUUGGAGAAUCUUAUUAACGAACAUCUUACGGUCAAUGAUCCUACAAUCGAUUGGACACUGCGCCACGGUCACGCUAUUGCCCUGUCAGCGGUUUUACACGAUGCYCCUGAAAAGGUCAUGGCUUGUGGGUUAUAUGACGUAAUCACCGAUGCCGCUAUUGCCCAUGCCUCAACGGACAGGAUCCCCAUUGGAAGUUAUGGAGUGCGCUCUCUUGGAUUUCUCCUAUCGCAGUCCAAACAACAGUCUAAACCACCUUCUCCGCCAGUCAUACAAACUCUAGCUCAGAACAUCAAAAACAGCUCAACMGAAGUGCGCAACCUUGCUGCUUACGCCGUCAAGUUUGCCUCYGAUUCAAACGACCARCCAUUUGACACAACAACCCUUAAAUCACUGGUUCCUUCAUUGAUUGGUUCGGCUAAAGACAAAAACAGCUCUGUGAAGGCUUCAUCGGAGUCUGCAUUGGCUGCUCUUUUGAAACUGGCCUACAAUGAUGACACGUUACAGACCUGUACCCGUUUCCUAGACAACAUCAACUCGGAYCUCCUAAAUGACAUGUGUAAGAAAUCACUGCGCAGAAUCGCCAACCAAGAUGAAGUUGGAAUCAACGAAAUAACGAGUCCUUACAACAUGGACCUUGGUUAGAUUACUUGCACGCUUGAAUUAGUAMUAGUGGUGGAGAAAUCAUCUCAAAUCUGAAACUGAGUUAUAAAGCCCUUGCAGUGGAGUGAGUGGAGUUCCAUCUGGUGGGGACAAAUUAAGGAAUCGUUGUGUCCAAGAGUUUAAAAUUCUUUUAUCCUCCAGAUAUAGGUUAUUUGACGUCACAUGCAAGGGGUCCAUAUKUUAUUGUUCUCACGGAGACUGUUUGUUAAUGGUUACUUUAAAAAAAAAUAGGUACAAGAAGUAAGUUAGAGUUAAUACUUUUUCUGCAGUUUCCUACCCUCCCUAUUUCAACGUCAUUUUUCACUUAAUGUUAAUUCCUCCCUAUUCAACAUGUUUACGACAUAAACCGGAAGUAACUUAGGAAUUGAAAAAAAUUCUUUUUGAAUUUAACAAGAAGCAAGAAAAUGUACUUUUCCUACAGACAAGGAAUUUUUCUUGAAUCUAGGUGAAUGGAAUCUCUAGAUAUUUGCCAUCUAAAYUMCUUCAGGGCCCWUAGGCCUCGUUUCCAUUCCUUUGUUUUCUAUUGUUUUCAAUUCACUUCCGGCUUACGUCAUAAGCAUCUAUCCUGACGGAAGCAUUCGCUCGCAGAACAUUGUAGUUUUGUGUGGACGGUGUUUGUGGACGCUUUCACGAAUAACCAUGUACAGUGUCUACGUUUGAACAAAACAUUAAUUUCAGAUUUGAGGUGGAAAAUUCUUCAACACUGUUUUUGAAUAAUUGUCGAUUCUUUCAAGCAAAACUAAGCAAUAAUUAAAGAUUUUAUGUUGAACGUC
This is a messenger RNA of Exaiptasia diaphana, 8075 nucleotides long. Its product is annotated as eIF-2-alpha kinase activator GCN1. Gene Ontology annotation, biological process: regulation of translation; cellular response to amino acid starvation. NCBI's taxonomy places the organism in Eukaryota, Metazoa, Cnidaria, Anthozoa, Actiniaria, Aiptasiidae. Gene Ontology annotation, molecular function: protein binding; protein kinase regulator activity. Gene Ontology annotation, cellular component: cytosol. The record is from RefSeq and is a predicted model, not a curated record.